UUCACUUUGCAGGUGAUGUCUCUGUUUAGAAGGUACUAGGAAGAAACGGUGAAAGGUCUGAUUGCUGGGGACGGAUUGGAAAAUUUUGUGGGGAAACAUGUCUAAUGAGAUUGAUUUCAGAUCUGUGCGCCUUCUGAAGAAUGAUGGGAUGGGCUUCCCAAAAUACUCCUAUGUGAAUGAAGAUGAGGCUUGGAAGAGCUACCUUGAGAACCCCCUGACGGCAGCCACCAAGGCUAUGAUGAGGGUCAACGGAGAUGACGACAGUGUGGCCGCCCUGAGUCUCCUCUAUGACUAUUACAUGGUUCCUAAGGAAAAGAGGAUUCUUCCAUCAGGAACUACAGGACGCAAUGAAAUCGGGAAGAGGCACUGCCAUGGGAUGGAGUAUGAACCGGAGAUUUCGUCCUUUGAAAGUUCUGCUCACGUCAUGAAGCUUCUGGCCGAAAAUGUCUCCAUGAACCAGGAAUAUUCUGACCUGCCCAAGAAGAAUGGCUUGGGCUUGGACGGCAUUCCCCCUCCUCACAAGCCGCCCGCACUGCCCCCUGGCACGAGCAAGCUGGAGACCAGUCCAGACAACUACAUGAUAAAUUCGGGGGACAUCUAUGACAACAGUGCACUCAGUUCCAUCUUCGACACAAUCCACGUGGCCCUUCCGCAACAGAGGUGGCAGCCAGACAGCACCUACAAAGAGGACCCUCAGGAGUCUGUGAUCUUCAAUGAUAUUCUCAAAUCCCAGACGGAAGCACCAUGCUCAGAAGCUUACUCCACUGAAGAUACCAAGAGUGACUUUGAAUAUACACUGGGAUCCCCCAAAGCGAUUCACGUCAAAUCGGGUGACUCACCCAUGGCCUACCUCAACAAAGGACAGUUCUACCCAGUCACCCUAAGGACUAUUGGAGACACCAAAUGUUUACACUUGACUUCCAAUAAAGUGAAGAGUGUUGUGAUGGUCGUUUUUGACAAUGAAAAGAUCCCAGUGGAGCAGCUCAAGUUUUGGAAGCAUUGGCAUUCCCGCCAACCCACAGCUAAACAGAGAGUCAUUGAUGUCGCUGACUGUAAAGAGAAUUUCAAUACUGUGCAACAUAUCGAGGAAGUAGCUUACAACGCCUUGUCCUUUGUCUGGAACAUUCAUGAGGAAGCAAAGGUGUUUAUUGGGGUGAACUGCCUGAGCACAGAUUUCUCCUCCCAGAAAGGUGUGAAGGGUGUCCCUUUGAACCUCCAAAUAGACACUUAUGACUACAGCAGUGGGACAAACCGACUGGUCCAUCGAGCUGUUUGCCAGAUCAAAAUAUUCUGCGAUAAGGGAGCAGAGAGAAAAAUGCGGGACGAUGAACGCAAACAGUUCAGGAGGAAGGGGAAAUGCCUCGAUGCGAAUAAUAACGGUCUGAAAAGCUGCUUGGUUUCAGGCUUCCGAGGCAAUGAAAUCACGUACCUCAAGCCCCAGGCAGACUUGGAAACCCAGCCUGUCUUGUUCAUCCCAAAUGUCCAUUUUCCAAACCUCCAGAGAUGUGGAGCACAGGUGUUACCUACCACUGGUGUUCCACAUGACCCUACCAGGUUACCCUUGAAGCGGAGCUGCCCUUCGUUCACAGACGAAUUUGAUCCUUUAGCUUCAAAACAAGCAAAGGAAGAAGACCCUCAGCGAGUCUUGCUCUAUGUGCGGAGAGAAUCGGAGGAGGUUUUUGAUGCUCUCAUGCUGAAGACGCCAGAUCUGAAAGGUCUGAGGAAUGCUAUUUCAGAAAAAUAUGGCUUGCCUGAAGAGAGCAUCUACAAAGUGUACAAGAAAUGCAAACGAGGAAUCCUGGUGAAUAUGGAUAACAACAUCAUCCAGCACUACAGCAAUCACAUGGCCUUUUUACUUGACAUGGUGGAGGCUGAAGACAAAUUCCAAGUAACCCUCAAGGAGCUCUAAGGACUCAAAAGACUGUGUGGCUGCUGAAAUGUCACUUGCAAAGCUGAGGAGUUUGACAGCCAUCCGCCCCAGCAUGAACCAAGGACUCCGUGACUUGGACUUGAACCCAGUCCCACUGGGGGGAGGGGGAGAGAAACUCGGUUCGCAGGCCUCUGGUUGCCAAGGGGCCCUUCUUAUAUCAUCCAUGCUCAAUGUGAAUGUGGAACUUCUCUCUGAGUCGGUGCUGAUAUUUUAUACCUUGUUGUUAAUAAUAAUAAUUAUUAAUAUACACCUCUACCAGGCCAUGAAUUCUGACCUCUUUCACAGUCUCACACUCAGGAAAUCAACAUGUUCUUUUAGGUAGUUGUCGAGGCAGGUGUGGGAUACGAUGAUGGGGAAAAGACAAACCUGCCAGUUGUGCCAAAUCAUACUGGAUCCAGAGAGACUCUCACAACUGCCUUUGAACACUACCAAAGAGGUGGUGCGUGCACACAAACGCACACACAAUCUCACUGCCUUAUUCCUUGCCUUACCGACUGGAUGUAAAUAGCCCCAAGGGAAGUGCCUGGCUAUAGUGACUGUUUUAUACUUUUAGUAUUUUUUAUAGAUAUGUGUGUGUAUAUAUAUAUAUAUAUAUAUAGUGUGUAUGUCUUUGUAUAAUAUACUUUGUUUUAUAUUGAACAAGUGGAGGAAGGCAGAGCAUUUCAAAACCAGGCUGCUUCACAUUUCCCCAGUGAAUUUGUUUGAUCAUUUUUGUAACGUUUUGUUUUGUAUAUUCUAUGGAAAUAAAGACUCAGAGACAGAGAAAAAAUGUCUUUGAUGCAGUG
Gekko japonicus is the source of this 2715-nucleotide messenger RNA. It is a transcript of the gene GRHL3, whose product is annotated as grainyhead like transcription factor 3. Gene Ontology annotation, biological process: regulation of transcription by RNA polymerase II. Gene Ontology annotation, cellular component: nucleus. The transcript has 16 exons. Gene Ontology annotation, molecular function: DNA-binding transcription activator activity, RNA polymerase II-specific; RNA polymerase II cis-regulatory region sequence-specific DNA binding. Lineage: Eukaryota; Metazoa; Chordata; Lepidosauria; Squamata; Gekkonidae. The record is from RefSeq and is a predicted model, not a curated record. Bases 98 to 1909 code for a protein of 603 amino acids.